UGAGGGAACAGUCCCAACAUAUGGACCCACUCACUGACACGCAGGUUGACUCUGGACGGAACAGCGGCGUGCUCUGCGCCCACUGCGCUGUUGCGAAGACGGAAGCGGUAGGAGGACUUCCCUCUGGCCAAUAAUAAUAAUUCAUUUUUGGAAACAGUUAAAGGAAUACACCGCCGCCUGCCCAGACAUGUCUACUGCGUACAGAAACAGGAUACAGGAAUUCAAAGUAGCCUUGAGUGAAGAAAAUAUAAACUUGAAGACACUGAGGGAGCUGUGCUUCAAUGGAAUCCCAUUUGAAGGAGGCAUACGAGCGCUGUGUUGGAAAAUCCUUCUUAAUUAUCUACCUUUCGAUCAGACAUUAUGGGAGUCUUUCCUCAAAAAGCAGCGGGAGGAGUACUCCCAGUUCCUAAAAGAAAUGAUCAUCCAGCCUGGUAUUGCCAAAGCUAACUUGGGCCUUUCCAGAGAAGAUGUGACUAUGGAGGACCAUCCUCUAAAUCCGAACCCAGACAGCAGGUGGAAUACCUACUUCAAAGAUAAUGAAAUUCUACUACAAAUUGACAAGGAUGUAAGGCGGCUGUACCCAGACAUGGCGUUCUUCCAGCGUCCUACAGAAUACCCUUGCCAACUUAUCUUGGACCCUCAGAAUGAUUAUGAGACUCUGCGUCGACGUGUCGAACAAACCACCCUGAAAGCACAAACUGUAAACCGCAACCGCAGUGGAGUCACCAAUGUCAGUUCCCCUGGAAAAGCGUUGAACUUGUAUCCAUCUAAUGAAUAUGAGGUGCUGCCCAAUGGGAGUGAAGCACACUGGGAGGUGGUGGAGCGGAUCCUCUUCAUCUAUGCCAAACUCAACCCUGGUAUUGCCUACGUACAGGGCAUGAAUGAGAUUGUUGGUCCAAUUUACUACACCUUUGCCACGGACCCCAACAGCCAGUGGAAAGAGCACGCUGAAGCAGAUACAUUUUUCUGUUUCACCAACCUGAUGUCGGAGAACCGAGACAACUUCAUCAAGAGCCUGGAUGACUCUCAGUGCGGCAUUACCUACAAGAUGGAGAGUGUGUACUCCAUGCUCAAAGACAAAGACCUGGAGCUCUAUCUCAAGCUGGAGGAGCAGAACAUCAAACCCCAGUAUUUCACAUUCCGCUGGCUGACCUUGUUGUUAUCUCAGGAGUUCCUUCUACCAGACGUCAUCCGCAUCUGGGACACCCUGUUUUCUGACCAGGACCGAUUCCACUUCCUCAUCCUGGUCUGCUGCGCCAUGCUCAUACUCAUCCGAGAUAACCUACUGGCAGGAGACUUCACAGUGAAUAUGAGAUUACUGCAGGAUUACCCCAUCUCAGAUGUCCACACCAUCCUGACCAAGGCUAAAGAGCUGCAGGAUAACUCCUAACCUGCUGACUCUUUUCCUUCUACCUGUUCUGCUCAGAUGUGACCUUAGGACACACACUGGAGCCCUCCAGGGCUGUGUGUUCGGCCCCCUCCUGUUCCCGCUGUAGACCCACCACUGCAGCCCCCAACAUGGAAACAACUCUGUGACAUGGAGACACCAUCUUCAGCCGGAUUACAAACAACGAUGAGACUUCAUAUCAGGAGGAAAUCUUGCAGAGUGGUGCACAGAGAACAACCUACUGCACAACAACAGCAAUACCAAGGAGCUGAUUUUAGGAAAAAGGAGACGAAGACACACACCCCUGUCUACAUCAGUGGAGCUGAGGUGGAGCAGGGGAACAGGUUUAGGUUCCUGAGGAUCAGCAUCACAGAGAAACCUGACAUCGACAUCACACAUCUCCACCCCGGUCAAGAAAGCUCAGAAACGGCUGGAUUUCUUCAGGAAACUUCAGAAGGCUAAAUUCCCGUGCCAAGUUCUUGUUAACUUUUACAGAGGAGCAACAGAAAGCUUCCUGACUGGAAACAACACAAACUGGCACGGGAUGUGCACGGCCCAGGGGGGCUCUGCUGCUGGUGAUUAAAACCGCCCAGAACAUCACGCCACGGCUCAGUAGCUGGUAGCCGGUAGCCUACCCGUUGUAUUUUUACAUGUUUUGUGGAAAAAUAAAUGGUCAAACGCA
Molecule: messenger RNA, 2069 nt
Organism: Siniperca chuatsi (mandarin fish)
Lineage: Eukaryota; Metazoa; Chordata; Actinopteri; Centrarchiformes; Sinipercidae
Gene: tbc1d13
Product: TBC1 domain family, member 13
Exons: 13
Coding region: 188-1390 (400 amino acids)
Biological process (GO): intracellular protein transport; activation of GTPase activity
Molecular function (GO): GTPase activator activity
Source: RefSeq, a predicted model, not a curated record